AUGGGCGAUAACAACCUGGUGGAGGAAUUCGGCUCAAUGUCGCCUAGAUGCGCCAUUGUACGACUGUGUGGUCCCAGAGAAUUCAAACUCGGGAUCGUAAGUGCUCAUGCACCUACAGGUAACGCUGAAGAGAUGCUGAAUUGCUCGCUGAUACCGCCACCCGACUUGACAGUCACAUCAUCCAUAUUAUCCAUAGUGCUCUGCUACAUCAUAGUGUUCAUCAUAGCUUUCAUCGGCAACUUCACGAUGUUCUUGAUCCUCUGCAGGAAUCAAUGGAUCAAAGUGCGGCGGGUGCAUUCUUUGUUGCUGCAGAUGAAUAUCGCUCAUCUAAUGGUCACUCUUUUUUACAUGCCCAAAGAAAUUCUACACAAUUACACGAUCGCUUGGUAUGGCGGCGAUGUGCUAUGUCGGACUUGCAAGUUCUUCGACGUAUUCGGCAUCGCACUCUCGAUGAACAUCCUCAUCUGUAUUUCACUCGAUCGAUUUUACUCUAUAUUCUUCCCUCUGUACGCUAUGCGCGCUCGAAAAAGCGUACAGAAAAUGGUGAUCGUCGCCUGGAUCACUUCAUUCGCCACCAGCGCUCCUCAGGUAGUUUUCUACUUCUCGAUUCUUAAUAUUGUACAAGUGUACUUCUUUCCGCUUAUUGUUACCGUGGUCUGCUAUUCUCUGAUUUUGUGGAAGAUUUCAGAAGAGUCGUCUGCUAAGAAAAAAGAAACUGAGGCCGCUUCGGAUGCACUGUUACGACGAAGCGGUGUGAACACUCUCGAAAGAGCGAGGAGUAGAACACUGAGGAUGACAUUCGUGAUUGUUGUUGCAUUCAUUUGCUGCUGGACACCAUAUGCAAUCAUGAUGUUCUUACACUUUCUGACUAAAACUGACUGGAUCCCGAAAGAUGUCAGGAAGUUUAUCUAUGCCUUUGCUGUGUUCAACUCAGCAAUUUCCCCGUACCUCUACGGUUAUUUCUCGUUCGAUGUGAAGAAAGAACUCAAGUUGCUUCUCACUUGUUCUCGAAACACUGCUUCCGAUAGGCAUCUUUCAUGUUCUGCUAAUGUUGUCAGGAGCAACACAAGCCAACGGAUAAGGAAGAGAAGUGCCAGUGCAACACAGCUGGUGCCAGGUUCGCAAGAACCCGUGACGCCGGUUUUGUCCAGUCGUGGGCAUUCACUUCGUACUGCCAAGAAACCAUGCUUAAUUACCACCUCUGCCACUACACUUUCGCCACAAACGGCUAUAAGGAUAUGA
This is a messenger RNA of Necator americanus (New World hookworm), 1242 nucleotides long. RefSeq lists its product as uncharacterized. The coding region runs from base 1 to 1242 and encodes 413 amino acids. The transcript has 9 exons. Gene Ontology annotation, biological process: cellular response to hormone stimulus; G protein-coupled receptor signaling pathway. The record is from RefSeq and is a predicted model, not a curated record. Gene Ontology annotation, cellular component: plasma membrane. NCBI's taxonomy places the organism in Eukaryota, Metazoa, Nematoda, Chromadorea, Rhabditida, Ancylostomatidae. Gene Ontology annotation, molecular function: G protein-coupled receptor activity; peptide binding.